This is a messenger RNA of Drechmeria coniospora, 768 nucleotides long. RefSeq lists its product as uncharacterized. The coding region runs from base 1 to 768 and encodes 255 amino acids. The transcript has a single exon. Lineage: Eukaryota; Fungi; Ascomycota; Sordariomycetes; Hypocreales; Ophiocordycipitaceae. The record is from RefSeq and is a predicted model, not a curated record.
AUGGGCGCCUCGGGCUGCUUCCAGUGGGCCGUCGUCCUCGCCCUGACGGCCGUCGUCCUCUCGCUCGUCGUCAUCGCCCAGGUGCUGGCGACGUACUCGGCCGCCUACGCGGCGGCGCCUCGAGAAAUGGUGACCUUUGUCGACGCCGUCAACUUCUCGGUCCAGGAGAACGAGAGCUACGACCGCGACGUGGCCGGGGUCCGGCGGCUCGAGGACAAGAUCCGGCUCGGUCGGCUGCUGCGGGAGAUCCAACGAGCCGGCGACGACCUUCGCGAGAGGCUCGACGACCUCCUCGUCGACGGCAGCGCCACCACGCUGAGGACCGGGCCGAGGCUGCUCUGGGCCUCGAGGCGUCGGGAGCUCGAGGACGGCGUCCGGAGGCUCGACAUGCUGCGGAUGCGAUUUCUCGUCGUGCACAUGGCCAUUGUCGGUUCCGCCGCCGCCGCCGCCGCAGCCGGGCCACGGUCGCCGCCGUCGUCAUCAUCGCCGCCGCCGCCGCCGCCGCCGCCCCUUCCGCCGACGGAUGCGGAGAAGACGGCGGCGAUGGAGUGGCCUCGGCGAUGCAGCGUCCCGAGGUCCCUCGCGAGCGACGCGGCCAAGCGGCCCCUGGUGCGCCGCCUGACGACGCAGGCCGUCGGCCACAGCGAGACGGUCACGUCGCCCCACAGAAAGGGCUGGGCCGGCGUCGUCGAGGAGCUGCAGCUGUCGCCGCGGAUGCAGCAGCGGCACGCGUCGAUAGAGCAGGCCAUGAGGGGGCAGCCUCGAUGA